Molecule: messenger RNA, 7658 nt
Organism: Eriocheir sinensis (Chinese mitten crab)
Lineage: Eukaryota; Metazoa; Arthropoda; Malacostraca; Decapoda; Varunidae
Product: CCR4-NOT transcription complex subunit 6-like
Biological process (GO): nuclear-transcribed mRNA poly(A) tail shortening
Cellular component (GO): cytoplasm; CCR4-NOT complex; nucleus
Molecular function (GO): poly(A)-specific ribonuclease activity; protein binding
Source: RefSeq, a predicted model, not a curated record
AGGUCCCCGUGGACAAGUCCCAGAUGAGCCAGGCAGUGCUGGUGUGCACGGCGCACAUCCACUGGGACCCAGAGUUCUGCGACGUCAAACUCAUACAGACCAUCAUGCUGAUGAGUGAGAUCCGGCAAAUAGUGUCACAGAUCGUGGAGGAGUCCCAGCACAGGUCACGACCCGGCCGCAAGAUUGACCCCAACUCCAUCCAGCUACUUCUUUGUGGGGACCUCAACUCGCUCCCAGAUUCAGGUGUUGUUGAGUUCUUAACAAAAGGCAACGUCUCCAUGGACCACGAAGACUUCAAGGGCUUUGGGUACAAGACUUGCCUGCAGAAGAUAGCAAUGACCAAAAACAACAAUUCCCUCGUUAACACCGCUGCCAACAUCUACACUCACUCCUUCAGGCUGUCGGCAGCUUAUGACUUUUCUAUCAUGGCUUAUACAAAUUAUACGUAUGACUUCAAAGGAAUUAUCGACUAUAUUUUCCAUAGUGCUGACACCAUGUCAGCUCUUGGGGUACUGGGCCCCAUUGACCCAGAAUGGUUCAGAGACAACAAAGUCAUGGGCUGUCCACACCCUCACAUCCCAUCAGAUCACUUUUCCUUACUCGUGCAACUUGAAAUGCGACCUGCGACCUCAGCCCUGGGUCACCCCAACGGACUCCUUCACCGGUAGCCUGUGGCAGGCAACACCCCCCAUCCUAGCCAUCCCACCAUCACCACCACCACCACCACCACCACCACCACCACCACCACCACAACAACACUCCCACCCCACCCUCACCACCACCACUCCCUCCACCACCACCUCCCCCACUACCACUAACACCAACAUCAACACCAUCCCAGACAUCACAGGGGCACAGUCCACUCCCCCCUGGCCCCCGUGGCGGUGCGCUGCCCCCGGGGAGGCCAAGCCGUUGACUUACUGCUAACACUCAUUUUGUGAGGAACAUUUCAGUUAAAUCAACACUGUGCUUUUACAAGGCCCAGGUGGUGCGGCAGCCACACCCGCCCUGCCCAGCUGGCCGGGGGUCAGGUGGUGCGGCAGGUGGGUGAAGAAGUCACACCUGCCCUCCCCAGCUGGCUGGGGGUCAGGUGGUGAGGCAGGUGGGUGAAGCAGCAGCCCUGGCCACACCUGGCCUCCCCAGCUGGCCAGGGGUCAGGUGGUGCAGCAGAUGGGUUAAGAAGCAGCCCUGGCCACACCUGCCCUCCCUAACUGGUCAGGGGUCAGGUGGUGCAGCAGCAGCCCACCUGGCCUCCCCAGGGGGUGUAGCAGCAGCCACACCCCCCCUUGGCUGGGGCCACCCCUGCCGGCGCUGGCGGGAGGCGCCUCCUGGCAGCCUAAGGUGUAUGGGUGUCACGGUACAAAGGAAACAUUGUUUGACAUUUUUAAAGGUGAAUGGAUGCAUGUCUCGACGUUGUUUUGAAGUAAGUGGGGCUUGAACUCGUACAAAAGUAGAGCUGAUAGGUAGGUCUGACCUUAACUUUUGACUGUGCCCCUCAUCUUGCCUUUGGCUUCCAAGCUUGUGUGUGUCACCUUCAAAAGAAGCACACAGGCAGCCGCCACUCCGAUCUCAUGUGUGUUCCGACGGGCCCAGCCUCCCUUCAUCCUUUAUUUUCGCUGGCGUGUUCCCCGCUUACUCCCACAUAGCAUCCAGGUCCCAACGUCCACCAAUGAUUUGGAAAACUCCACGCUGCUGCUGUCGUUAAUCUGGGACGACCACCUGCGACCCACCUCACUGCCACCUGCCACCCGCAUCAGAAGUCGCUCCCCCGCCUCAUCCCUCCAUCCUCACAGAGGCGGGCCAACCCGUUGGCUCGCCUCCAUCGACUCUUGCAUGCUCCCACUCCCUCAUACUGCCUUCAAAUUAUUUACGACUACAACUGUUGCACAGAAAACGUAGCCUCCCCUGACUGUGUGAUUUGUGUUCUUACCUGCUGAGUCUCAUGGUAGCGUUCGUCCCGAAGCUGCAGCCCAGACUUGAGACGUCACCUCCGUUGUGUGGCUGCUUCCCACCACCACCUGACGCCCGAAACACGCACCGCCACCACUCAUACUAGCUGUUCCCGAAGGCUUUCUCUUAGCUAUUUUUUUAGUGUGUGUCUGAGUGUGCCUGUGUGUGUGUGUGUGUCUGUGUGUAUUUAUCUAGUUAUAACAGCAGGAUUUGGGCAGUGCUUGUGUGUGUGUGUGUUUGUGUGUACAUGAUUUUGUAUUUACCUAGUUGUAACAGGUUUCGACCAAUGCUUGUGUGUGUGUGUGAGUGUAUGUGGGGUGUGGAUGUGUGUCUGUGUGUAUGAGUGAGAGAGAGAGAGAGAGAGCAGUGGCAUUGACCUUUCUUAUGGUGAGGGUGGGUCAUCAGAAACUGUGUUAGUGACAAGAGCAGUGAACCAUCUCCUACCCUCGUUAUGAGUCUUGAAGUGUAGUGUGACCCGGGGAGCCUAAGGAAUGGUCCUCCUCCUCCUCCUCCUCUUCCUCCUCCUCAGAGUAGAACAUGGGGGAUGUGAUGGGGAGACAAGCAGCAUUACCAUAUUAUCGUACUCAAAACAUCGCAUUUAUCAGUUCCAGGGCCCAAAACUGUUGCACUCACACUAACAAUGAGAUUCCAGUUAAGUCAUCAUUAAGAGCGUCACUGAUGUUUGUUUUCAAUAGAUGUGAGUCAGAAACCGGAAGAUACGAUGUGCUGAGUGGCUGAGUAUGAUAAUUUGAUAACGCUGGAGACAGGCCCAAGACAGUCACUAAGGACGGCAACAUCAUUCUUAUUUCCUUAGACACGGCAGUGGCAGUAGAGUGUCAGGUAGGGACUUCUUCCUCUUCAUAGUAAAACACAGAGGGUAGUGGAGAGGCCCAAGAUAGUCACCAAGAAAGAUGGCACCAGCAUUGUUAUUUCCUUAGAGUGUCAGAGACUUCCUCAUUUUCCACCCCUUCAGACUGACACUGGUGAUGGGCGCCUGUUCAUUUUUUCUUCAGGAGUUGGCCAGGGUUGCCGAGGGAUCUUUAAACAGCAAAAGGAAGGAACUUGAGGUGACUGAAGAGGAAAAUGGACAGCUUCACCUUCUUAACACCAAGGUUUCCACAGUUAAUAUUCUCCUUCUCCUCCUCCUCCUUCUUGUCAUUAGAUCUUACAUGUGUCUUGGCAGGGCUGUGUUAGGGGUAUUGGCAGGUGUCCUUUAUAAACAUGGUAUUCCUCUCUCUUGGGGAACUCCUAGAGACAAAACAUCAAAUGGUUGGAUUCUGCUAGAGGCCUCAAAUCUUGGCGUCCGUCUCUUACAUGCUCGUCUUCACCUCUGUCUAACUUUGUACAAUAUGCAGCACCGGGAUGUGUUCAGAGUCAUUUCAUCUUGGUGUUUGAGUGGUCGCUGCAAGACCCUCCCAUGACAAGCCAUGUCUGUCAGGCCUUGGAGCUUGAAUGGAAAGGUAGAAGGGUAAGGCACUGGAGGGGAAGCUCACAGAAGGCCUUGGGGCAGAGAGGGAGAGCUAGAGCCUGCACCACAUUGCCUGCACUCACACACUGGCUCACUGUUCUUGCCUGUCUCUGGAGUGGUGGUACACAGAGCCACAGAAUAGGAGCAUUUGGCCAUGUUACCAAGAGAGGCACAGUAAAUCCACAUUGAUGCUGAUACAACAGUGAGUUUUUGAUGCUCAAGGUACGUCUUCAAAAUCCUGACAAUACCUCGAGGGCGGAAAACACUAUCAUAUCAGCGUCAGUAUGAAUUUCACACGGCUCUUUUGGUAACAACAAGGCGCCUGUGAUCAAGUCGGCCACACGAUCCUAUCCUGUGCCUCUGGGUGUGCUGACCUAUAUCUUGGCAGCUCUUAGGGCUAACAAAGCUACUCCUCACCCUGGUCACUCACUCGCCUCCUCAGCUUCUCAUCUUGGUGGUGCCCUCCAGCAUCUAUACCUCAAGUUAUUUCUUUGAACUCAGAAUUCUUCAUUGUCUAUAUUUUCCUUAUCCCAAUUCCCUUACACAGCAUUUCCUCCUGGUAGAAAAUUUUUCUUGGGCAGGGCAGGGCAGGGCUUCUACUGUACCUCAAGUUUUUCCUGUGGUCUCAAAAUCCUUCAUUGUCUACAUUUUCCUUGUCUCAGUUCCCUUCCUCAGCCUCUCCUUCCUCUGCAGCUCCUGGUAGAACUUUUUUCUUGGGCAGGGCAGGGCAGGGCAAGGCAAGGCUGUACCACAAGCUUUACCUGUGGUCUCAAAAUCCUUCAUUGUCUACAUUUUCCUUGUCCCAGUUCCCUUACUCAGCAUCACCAUCCUCUGCAGCUCUUGGCAGAACAGUUUCCUUGGGCAGGGCAGGGCAGGGCAGGGCAAGACUUCUACUGUACCUCAAGUGUUUCCUGUGAACUCAAAAUCCCUCAUUGUCUCCAUUUUUCUUGUCCCAAUUCCCUUCCUCAGCAUCUCCUUCCACUGCAGCUCCUGGUAGAACAGAUUCCUUGGGCAGGGCAGGGCAGGGUCAGGCUGGGCAUCCAUUGGUCUCAAGCUGUGGGGUUAGUCUGGUGUGUAUGGUGUGAGUGGGCUGCGAGGUGAGUGUCUAGAUCUGCUUUGUACAUGAGCAUACCGUACUGGGCUGUUGUGUGUAGAGGAGCUGCUGCUGGGUGUGGGGUGUGGUGGAGGAAGCUACUCACCACGGAUCUUUUGUGGCGCACUGCUACAGCUAGGUAAAUACACGUGUGCAAGGUGAGCGUGUGUGUGUGUGUGUGCGUGUGCGUGUGUGUACCUGGGGAUUAGUUGAGAGGUUCAAAUGCAUCGUUUUAAACAUCACUGACAACUUGCAUGUUUGGUUGAUGGUGACUUUCUUGUAUUAGUGCUUGAGUACCACUUGUUUCCAUCCAAAGCUAUCAUUUGAUCAGCCGGUCUUGCUUGACUCUGGAGACGGUAUACAGUGACGUGUUAUCCUCGACCGCUGCUUGAGUUUUGUGAUAUGGCCCGCUGCAGGGCAGAGAGGAAACGCAUGAAAGUUGAGCUUAUAGUGGAAUUUAUGGGUCUUGCUUCUAUAAAGGUUUAUUACUGCUAACACAUUGGAUUGAGCCUCUUCAUGUUAAGUAGAGUCACUGAUGUUUUGCUCCGAUGUGACCCAAGGCACCAGACGUUUGUCAGAUGUUACUGUACAAUAUUGGACCAGUCCAUUCUCAUAUCUAUAAUAAAACACUUCCCUUCCUAGAGAAAUAUCUUAUGUUCCCAUCACACACACACACACACACACACACACACACACACACACACACACACACACACACACACACACACACACACACACACACACACACACACUAACACUAACACCAUAGCAUUAGUGUCACUCUCUACUCACCACCCAAGACUCCUUCCCUUACUCUUCCCGUCAUUGUUUGUGUAGCGUCUGUUUGUGCCGUGCCCGCUGCUAGUGUGUGAUGGCAAGGCUGUCCUGGGAAGCUUGACCUGCAAGCCACCACUCCUGAACACACUGACAGCCACGUUCGAUCGUACCGAGUCCCUUCAAGCACCAGGUGGGGAUAUUCAGAUAGAAAAAUAAAGUUGCUGGUCGUGUUCUAAAGUUUAUGAUUCGGUGUAUGUAAUCUCUUCGUUCUCCGUUCUUACGUAUCAUCCGUGACCGUAGUGUGCCGGGGAAUGCUAUGUAAUGCCACAAUGGAUGAUAUUGAAUUGUAAUCCAACUUGCUGCCACCACUUAUAGUCACCGAUUUUCAAGGGCAGUUAACCUAAUCUUGUGUUUCAUCCGCAUACUGAAACCAGCCGUGAUGAAUGGUGUUAUUGUCAAUUGUAAUCCGACUUGCUACCACCACCAGUAAACAAUCUUGUAUUUUGAUCUCUCACUAAAACUAGCUCACCACACACCAAAAGCAGGAUUAUGUACUUUUUUAUGAAUAGAAUUGACCCACUAAAGGCGUGCCGAGAGACUGUGUAUCGACACCGCCAAAAUUUGAGACUCGGUAAGUGACCCGUCAAAGUCAUUCUCACCAUCCAUCAAAACACAAAGGGUCGUGUGUUUGUCCAAGGAGUAAAAUAGUGUUCCAUUCAUGAGCCGUCAGAAAGCUGCUCCUAGGGCUUGCUUGUAGGAGGCAAGUGGUUAGUGUAAUGUCUUAGAGGAGGGCAACCAGAAGGGUGUCACGUUCUGCACACUAAUGAUUGACGGUGUUCACUGGGUUAGAAGACAACUGGCUCCACUAUAGUCAAAUCUUUCGGCAAGUUUCUUUGUACUAAUUGUUGGGCAAAGCAGAAACAGUGCUCUGUAUGUAAUUCAUGUUUACUUAUUUAUGCUACUCUUGCAUAACCUUCUGUCUCUACUUUAUGCAUACACUGGAGUAAGUAAUCUAGAUUGGACUUUGUAAUGGUUAUGGGCUGUUUGAGGCUUCUUGAAGGACCUAGUCAGCAGAUCUUCGGGUAUACUCUGGUGACAGUUUGCAACUAUUCUUAAUAACACAGGCUACAAAUGACUGCCAUCAAAAUUUUGUCAUCCUUAUGUUUGAAAGUUUGUACUAUUAGGUAUCAAGUCAAGUUUUAUACAUACUGGACCUCUCAUAGAGGGUUAUGAACAAAUGUUGAACCGCUUUAUAUUUGUAGCCUACAACCUUCUUUGUUGUUUUUGUAAGGCAUAAUAUGUAGUGAGAAUGUUUGUAACUGGUUUUGGAUUAGAUGUGACCUGUACUUGAUCAACGCUGGAGGCUAGUCUGCUCCAGUGAGUCCGCUUGUGCCGCCUCGGUACACGACCGCCCUGCUGCAGCCCCCACCCCCGUGUGCCGCGCCAAGCACGCCGCAGCCGCCGCCCACGCCAGACUCGGCCCCCACGACAACCAGGGAUCAUGGCUUGUACUCUGACAGGCAAACAGACAAAUUAUGAUACAGUUGACAUUUUAAUUGGUAUUUAAAAUGUUUGUAGAGGAUGUUAUGAGUUUUACCUCUGUUAUUAAUAGCUUCUAAUGCACAAAUCAGACUUUUUAUUGUUUUAUCAUGUUAUCAGGUCCUGUGUUCUGUUGUGUGUCUAUUCACUCACUGUUGCCGUUAAUCCAUUUUCUUUAUGCACACUCCAAAACCGUCUGUCAUUCUGUUUGUGCCUCUGCAUCGCACGCACGUGUUGUAACCAUCGCAGACCAUCAGCUUCCUCCAUGACACCUCAGGAUGUGCUGUGGGCCCGGGUGCCUGCCCCGCGCCCGGCGCGGUGCCGCCCAUUGUAAAGCUUUAUUUUUUUCGGCGGUGCCGCCGCUGCCCUGGCCGGCCCUCGACCUCUACCUCACGUACUUGGUCUUACACCGGUCUUAUUUUUAAUAUGGUUUUAUCUAAGGGAUAGAAUUCAUCAGUUUCUUUCCGGCAGUUUUUCAGUGAUAUUGUAUAGCAGUAGUUUUAGUUUAUUGUACAAUAUAUCUUGUUUUUAAGAUUGACUUUUUAAUAUCUACCACUGAAAACAAUAAAGAGGAGGCAGCUAGAGGCAGCUUGAGGGCCGGCCGGGAGGAGGGCCGGGGCAGGCACGGGAGCACCUGGGUGGAGUGAGUUAAGGGCUAGUGCAAGUGGCGGUCCUCAGCAGUACAAAGUGUCUCCUGUGCCCCGUGCAAUGGUCAUUAUUAUAAUUACUCUUUGACGUCAGUUCACCACCCAGUCCUCACCCGACCACGCGGUAGCACACGCGUCUAGACAUUAGUAAGGUUAGGAUUCAGUAAUAAAAUACUGCAGAUUA